Messenger RNA from Penicillium antarcticum, 1635 nucleotides. Its product is annotated as Mis12-Mtw1 family protein. The transcript has 4 exons. The coding region runs from base 1 to 1635 and encodes 544 amino acids. Gene Ontology annotation, cellular component: MIS12/MIND type complex. NCBI's taxonomy places the organism in Eukaryota, Fungi, Ascomycota, Eurotiomycetes, Eurotiales, Aspergillaceae. Gene Ontology annotation, biological process: cell division; mitotic sister chromatid segregation. The record is from RefSeq and is a predicted model, not a curated record.
AUGACAAUCGCGGUCCUGGCGACUACUACGACUACGACAAAGCGUCGCGAACCGCUGGGGACGAUCGCAAUGGCGGCUCCAAAGGCGCAAUCGCAAUCCGCGGGCGCAUCCAAAGGCACAGGGGACCGGAGGACCACGCGAUUCAGCUCAAGUAAACAAGGACUUGAGGAGAUGACAAAGGACGGGAAGCGGAAGCCUGUGCAAUACGAGGAGGAUGAUGGAUUUCAAUUCUCGCGAAAACCGUCCAAGAAGUCCCGACCUUCGAUUGAAGCGGUUCCCGAAAACCCCAAUUUGGAUAUUGAGAAUGCGCCUCCAAAAGCAACACCGAGACGAGGGCGGCCACCGAAGAAGCGACCGGAAGACACCACUGGUUCAAGCGGAGUGCCAGUGAAAGGUACAUCCGUGGAGCUCCCGAGCAGGAAGCCAACGAGGGGGUUUGGGAGGACCUACACCGAAUCUGAAGCUCAACCCGCUACCGUGACGCGCUCAUCACAUCCCCGCGAUAGUCCAGAGCACGAGCCAGGGGCCAAGAAACCGAGGAAAGGACGACCCCCGAAAGCGAAAGCCCCAGAGACAAACGGAUACCAGUCACCAGAACAACCGCCUGCGGGUACCAAGGUGGCACUACCUACGGCUGAUACCCCGGUGAUUCAGCGCAACAAAGAGCUACGGGGCGGGAAGGGCGAGAAGAAGGGACGACGAAGCAGUUUGAGCAGACGCGGACGACGAGCCAGUGAUUUAAUUGACUCGGGCACGUCUAAUGCAUUGCCCCAUCGAGAAGUCAGCGUGGCCGAUUUCUACAAACACAUUGCAGAUGAAGGUCUUCCGGAGCCGCGGAGGAUGCGCCAGCUUUUGAUCUGGUGUGCGACUCGUGCACUAGGCGACAAGCCUUCAGGAGGCUCGAAUUCAGAUGACCAGAGUGCGCGUUUAGCAGCACGUGUGAUCCAGGAGGAGCUACUUCGCGAGUUCUCGAGCAAUUCAGAACUUUCCAACUGGUUUUCUCGUGAAGAGGUGAAUCCUCCAGCUGUGAUUGUGAAGAAACCGAACCCACGAAACGUGCAGAACACAGAAAAAAUCAAGGAAUUAGAGGAGCACAUCCAAAAAUUACAAAAAGAACGACAGUCCCUCAAUGCAAUCCUUCGUCAACCAGUAAUUCCAUCCUUCAAAUCGGAGUCACGACCUGAACAGCAAAAGACGACACAAUCUUCCCAGAAAACACAACGGGAAGAAGUCGAUUUCUCUCUCCUAGACCCCUCUCAACAAGCCAUAUUGAGAUCUCUCAACCCUCCGACUCCAUCAGAAGAAGAAUCUUCUACCACAUCUUCUACCCGGCCACCUAUGACCCCAUCUGCCAUCUCAUCCCAACUGUCACGUAUUACAACUGGUCUAGCACCAACACUCGAUGCAUUUGCAGCCGGUGUACAUGAUAUUGAACUGUACCGCGCUUCCGCAGAUAUCGUGUCAUCCCGAGUACUUCGUAUUUGCUCACAACGACUGGAAGAGCGCGACGCGCACAACACACAAAGCCGUCUCGCAAUCGAAGGUGGCGACAAAAACAAGCCACCAGAUGUACCAAGGCCCCGAGAAGACCUGGGUCUUAUCCUGGGAGCACUCAGUCGGCUCGAAAGGCGAUAG